CAAAAAUAGGGCUUACCUUCGUGCAAACAUAUCUGUUCCGGUUGAUUUUAGAUGGAUUCAGUUGAUCAUGUGGUCUUCCACAAAGUUUGAUCCAUCGAAGACAUUUUUCGUACUCGGUCUUCGGUUUUGGAAAGGGUACAAAUUGAACUCCACCAACUAGCCUAUCAGGAUACCUGUCGUCACUAUUACAAAGGCCGUGACUACACCUCUUAACCAUAUCUAUUGUUAAGGAUCCCUAAGAUGUGAUAAAACGCAAACAAAAGCUCUACUGAACCAUGCGACUUUGUCAGAGGUUAUGGCGGACGACAACAAGGGGCGUGGUUUAGGGACAUCUCUGGCCUCUGAUUGGUCAGCGACGCGGCCUACGCAAUUUCUACGGAGGGGUCAAUUCUGGGUUUGCCCUGACUUGCGUAAUGUCUUCGUAAUAUUUGAAGAGCCUUUUCACCGUCGUCUGCCGCCUCCCUCGUAACCAGCGCUAGGCUAGUGUCGGCGAGGAAAUGGAUCAGCUCCGUGAAGCAGUCUGCGUUCAACUCUGGGUCCGGUCUUCGGUGGAAAGGAUCGUAUCCUUCAAGCAAUUGAUUCCUAGCGCAGAAAAUGUGAAAAUGUGUGCAAGAAGGACUGGAGAGUGCAAGGAAGAAGUUCGUGGACCAAAAAAAGAGGAGGAGCCACAAUGUCAACUACUGGACACUGUGCUCAAACUGGAGCCGAGAAUUGUUCUACGCAGAGCAGAGAUCAGUGAAAAUCUUCAUUCAGCAGAGCAGCGGGAGUCAGUGUCCCAUCACAUCAAAGAAGAGGAGGGGGGUGAAGAGGUUCAAUGCAUCAAAGAGGAGGAGGAAGAGUUUUUACUCUUGAAAGAGGAAGAGCAGGAGGAAAUCAUCCAGGUUCCAUCCACUGGUGUCCAUUUGAAGAGUGAAGAUGAAGGUCAAAGUGAGGAGAGGCGAGGGGCGGAGCCUCGAAGCAGGAACAGCUCAAGUGAUGGAAAGUGCAACAGUGGAGGAUUACAAACAGACGGUCGUGAUGAUGAUAAUGAUGAACAAUCUGAUGGUGAUUUGACAUGUCACACUGCCAGCAAAUGCUGGAAAUGUUCUCAGUGUAGGAAAGCUUUUGCUUCUAUGAGCAAUUUGAAACGACAUAUGAAAAUACACACAGGUGAGAAACCUUUUUCAUGCUCAGUUUGUGGUCAGAGAUUCUCACGGAAUGGAACCUUAAAAAUACACACAAGAACACAUACAGGUGAGAAGCCUUUUUCCUGCUCAUUUUGUGGUCAAAGAUUCACUCGAAAGGGAGAUUUAAAAAUCCACACAAGAACCCACACUGGAGAGAAACCUUUUUCCUGCUUAGUUUGUGGUCAAAGAUUUAUUCAGAAGGUACACUUAAAUAGUCACAAAAGAACGCACACUGGUGAGAAACCUUUUUCCUGCUCAGUUUGUGGUCAAAGAUUUAUUCAGAAGGGACACUUAAAUAGUCACAAAAGAACACACACUGGUGAGAAACCUUUUUCCUGCCAAGUUUGUGGUCAAAGAUUCUCUUAUAAAUAUCAGGCUCAGACACACAAGUGUGAUGGUGAGAAUAGCAGUGACCAUAAAGGUUCUCAUGCAUAUGUGUUUGUGACGAUCUAAAAAAAAAAAAGUACUGUAAUUUCUAGAAAAUAGAAGGGUUUUCCUGAUUUUUAGGUCAAUUUUGGGGGUGGGCAUUAUACUUCAGGACACAUUAUACUCGAGAAAUUAUGGUAGUUACUAUGUUACUGACUUGGGAAACUCAACAUUCUUAUGUGUACAACCUUGAGUUGUUUUUGAUUUUUUG
Molecule: messenger RNA, 1803 nt
Organism: Syngnathoides biaculeatus (alligator pipefish)
Lineage: Eukaryota; Metazoa; Chordata; Actinopteri; Syngnathiformes; Syngnathidae
Product: oocyte zinc finger protein XlCOF20-like
Exons: 3
Coding region: 498-1619 (373 amino acids)
Biological process (GO): regulation of transcription by RNA polymerase II
Molecular function (GO): RNA polymerase II cis-regulatory region sequence-specific DNA binding; DNA-binding transcription factor activity
Source: RefSeq, a predicted model, not a curated record